UUAUUAUGAUUGUUUUGUAGCACGUACCAUAAUAAAGACGUAAAUAAGAAAUAAUUCACACUAUCCUUCAUUGAAAUGUUGAUUCACUUCAAAUUUAUAUUAAUUUAAGUCCAAGAGGUGUAAUUGUGGCAAGCAAGUGUAUUAUGCCAGUUUUAUUAAUUAUAUUACAAUAAGUAAAUAAAUAAGAUCGUUAAUCGUUGUUCCUAUACUUACUAACUUAAAUUCGCGAAUACGCAAAUUUAGCUAAAAUUUAUUAGCUACACGAAUGUAGGUUAAUCAUAUCCAAAACCUUAAAAUGUGAAAAUUAUGAGUGAUCUGGUAUUGUAGAAGAUCUUACCUGCAUACUGAAACGAAGAUGUUCAUUUUAUCUGAGUUUAAAGAUGUUGUGCGGACGCCUCCAGUUGUGUUUGAUAAAAAACUUAAAGUAUCAAUCACUGAACAUCUGAACUGUAAACUUGCAAACAAGGUUGUUCCCAAGGUCGGUUUGUGCAUCACAUUGUUUGACAUCCAAAAACUGGAAGAUUCUUACAUUUUUCCAGGAGAUGGUGGUGCACACACAAAAGUUGAGUUUAGAUUUGUAGUGUUUCGACCUUUUAUUGAUGAAAUAAUUAUUGGCAAAAUACGCAGUUGUACAAAAGAUGGUGUACACAUUACAUUGGGAUUUUUUGAUGACAUACUGAUUCCCCCAAGUAAUCUGCAACAUCCAUCUCGGUUUGAUGAGACUGAACAAGUCUGGGUAUGGGAAUUUGAUAACGAUGGAGACAAGCAUGAUCUGUUUAUGGAUCCAGGUGAAAAGCUCAAGUUCCGGGUUACUUCAGAACUUUUUGUAGAGACUUCUCCAGUCCAAUGUCCAGACAAUCCAGAGCUGCUCGAGACCAUCAGCACCGAACCUAAAGUGCCUUAUUCCAUCACAGCCACAAUCAAUGAACCAGGUUUAGGAGUUCUCUCUUGGUGGGAUGGAGCGUAAAAACACUUCUAUGUCGUGGAUAAAACGUGAUAUUUAUUUUGUUUUUAUUAAAUGUUAACAUUUUGAAAUAAG
Molecule: messenger RNA, 1039 nt
Organism: Homalodisca vitripennis (glassy-winged sharpshooter)
Lineage: Eukaryota; Metazoa; Arthropoda; Insecta; Hemiptera; Cicadellidae
Gene: Polr3H
Product: DNA-directed RNA polymerase III subunit RPC8
Exons: 5
Coding region: 356-967 (203 amino acids)
Biological process (GO): DNA-templated transcription; transcription initiation at RNA polymerase III promoter
Cellular component (GO): RNA polymerase III complex
Source: RefSeq, a predicted model, not a curated record